This is a messenger RNA of Diorhabda carinulata, 2950 nucleotides long. It is a transcript of the gene Rcd-1, whose product is annotated as CCR4-NOT transcription complex subunit 9. The transcript is spliced from 6 exons. Gene Ontology annotation, cellular component: P-body; CCR4-NOT core complex; CCR4-NOT complex. Lineage: Eukaryota; Metazoa; Arthropoda; Insecta; Coleoptera; Chrysomelidae. The record is from RefSeq and is a predicted model, not a curated record. Gene Ontology annotation, biological process: negative regulation of translation; mRNA catabolic process. The coding region runs from base 297 to 1190 and encodes 297 amino acids.
AAGCGACUUACGUAAUGUCAACUGUCAUUAUAAUCAAGAUGGUUUUACGCUCAAUUUUCGUUUUAUCUAUGUUAUAGGUCAACACAAUUCAUUAGAAUAAUUAAUUUUAAGUUUGUUAUUCUGUGAUAAUUUUCUGUAGAUGGUGUACGCAAAUCAUAUAAAUACUAAUUUAUAAAGGUUUUCCAUGGUGUAUACUACGUUUGGUUUAGGUUAAGAUUAUUAGUUAAUGUUUAUAUUGUAUAAAAUUUUACAUUGAAACUAAGGUAUACCUACUAACAUCUAAGAACAUUUUAAAAAUGAGUGCACAACCAAGCCCAGCAAAUCAAACUGUUGAACGUGAAAGGGUUUACAUGUGGAUUCUGGAACUCACAAAUCCAGAAACUAGAGAAAAUGCUCUUUUAGAAUUAAGUAAAAAAAGGGAGGUAGUGCCGGAUUUAGCACCCAUGCUGUGGAAUAGUUUUGGCACAACUGCUGCAUUAUUACAAGAAAUUAUUAAUAUUUAUCCCGCAAUAAACCCACCAACUCUUACUGCACAUCAGUCUAAUAGGGUGUGCAAUGCUUUAGCUCUUCUUCAGUGUGUAGCUUCACAUUCAGAAACUAGGUCACAGUUUUUACUCGCCCAUGUUCCUUUAUUUUUAUAUCCAUUUUUACACACUUCAUCAAAGACCAGGUCAUUUGAAUACUUAAGACUAACAAGUUUAGGAGUUAUAGGAGCUUUAGUAAAGACGGAUGAACAAGAGGUGAUAACUUUCUUAUUAACCACAGAAAUAAUUCCUUUGUGCUUAAGAAUUAUGGAAUCUGGUUCUGAACUUAGUAAGACUGUUGCAACUUUUAUUUUACAAAAGAUAUUAUUAGAUGAUAGUGGAUUGUCCUACAUUUGUCAAACAUAUGAUAGGUUUAGUCAUGUAGCUAUGAUUUUGGGUAAAAUGGUUAUAUCUCUUGCCAAAGAACCUUCAGCUAGGCUAUUAAAACAUGUUGUAAGGUGUUAUCUUCGGUUAUCAGAUAAUCCAAGGGCUAGAGAAGCUCUUAGACAAUGUCUUCCUGAUCAAUUGCGAGAUAAUACUUUCAAUGUAUGCCUUCAAGAAGAUAAAUCUACGACACAUUGGUUAGCCCAGUUAUUGAAAAAUUUGGAAACAACAGCUGCGACUGAUCCAAGACAAGUUGGAAUGUCCCCGUUAACUUCUCAAUAGUAUAUAAGAUUGUUGGGAAAGUAAAUAAUCUGAAAACUUGUAUGAAACGGCUGUGUAACCAAAUUUACAAGACAAUUGUACAUCUAAAAAUAGUUAUUGAAAAUAUAAAGUUUGCAAAAUGAGUAUUAAGUAUGAUAUUCACAAAAGAAUUGUUAACUGUGAAAAAUAUAUUUUACUCUAAAACUUUUUAUAUGUUAGGUUUUCAGUUAAUUAUUGAAAAUUUAUAAAAUAUUAGGGAACUAAAAUAGUGAAGUCCCAAGCAUCUAUAAUUUUUUAUGAGAAUAACUGGAUAUCUUCAUUUAAUUUAAAUAAUCACAUUAUCAAACGUUUACAAUAGAAACUUCUAGGGGUGCAUUCCACUAAGCAUUCACGGCGCCUGAAAUACUCUUUUAGGCGUUCCACAUAUCGUCGCGGCUAGAACGUCACUCAUGACUUCACAUCGACCCUUGUCAAGAGGUGGGUCGAAGUGAGCUACCCAGAUUGCAACUAUUCGAAUACUUUUGAAGCAUUUUUAUGAGACACCACCAAAUAUUUUACUGGAACUCCAAAAGAUAUUUUCAUUUUACUGUUAAUCAGUUAAGCACUUAAAUAAAAAUUCAAUAACUUACAAAUUAUAACAUAACAUCUUAAAGCUUUCGAUUUAUUUUAUUUGUUAAUAUUUAUCUCAACGUUCAAAACGCCUUGCAAGCCAUUCCACUUGGGUUUACAAUUAUAACGCUCUGGAUCGGGAAAGAUAGUGGCCGUGAGAGUGAUUGGGUGCUUAGUGGAAUGUACCCUAUUAGGAAAAUCAGAAACCACUUGAACAUUACAACUUAAACCUGUGUGUCUAAUUCAUAGCUUUCUAAAAUGAAUUUUCAUUUUGUAAAAUAUUUUAAUCCCAAAAGUUCAUGUUAACCCUCUACUUGAUUGUAUUUGAAUAUUUGAUGGUUGUUUAGGCUUUAUUUGAAAAUAAAAUUUACUACAAAAAAGAAUAUUAAAAAAAUUUACUUACAUAAAGAAAAAAACAAAGGUCGUAUAGGGGUUCAUAUGCACCCAAAACAAAUUUUAAUAAAAAAAAGUACAGGCAUAUAUGGGUUCGUAUGAAGAAUGAAGAAACAAAUACAAAUUGAGGUGUUUAGUAUAAAAUAAAAGCUACAAUAAUUUUAAUCAUGACAUGAUAAACAGUUUCAUUUAACAUUUGUUACACUUUGUGUAAGUUUUUUGGCCACGAAAUUGACAUUUUUGUCGUUUUUUCAUACAUUCAGGCAUAUGGUCUAUUUUGUCAGUUCUCAUGGAGUAUAAAGGUACAUCUUGAUGACUGAUAGGAACUUACCUCACUUUCUUUGGUAGUAGGACUUCCUUGCCAAGAAACUGGUGUUCCAUCACUACAUUUACAGAGGACGCCUUCUUUUUCGUGUCAUUAUAGUUUCACAUAAUUUGCCUAAGUGUUCUGAAACAGCUUGCUUGAAAUCAAAUAUAGACAUGUAAACGUCUGAAUUGUUUCUGUGCUAUUUUUACCAUUUUUUGGAUCUCAAAUGAAUUCUAUACAAACCAAGCAUAGAGUCCAAUAAAGCAACGCCCCGCAUAAGCCAAUUUCAUACUUCAACUUAUUGAGGGCAAUUAAUGUUUUUGUCUAGUUUUUCCUUUCUAAAGUAUUUUCGUUUUGUAGUCGUUGGUUCACUACCUACCUAAGUCGAAAGCAUAUUAACCGGUUUAUUAUCAAACCAAGUAACGGCACCAACACUAUCUUCGUCAAUGGUAGCAACUUUUACAAUGAAAAA